This is a messenger RNA of Penaeus chinensis, 1124 nucleotides long. Its product is annotated as glutamate receptor 3.2-like. Gene Ontology annotation, cellular component: membrane. NCBI's taxonomy places the organism in Eukaryota, Metazoa, Arthropoda, Malacostraca, Decapoda, Penaeidae. Gene Ontology annotation, molecular function: ligand-gated monoatomic ion channel activity. The transcript is spliced from 7 exons. The record is from RefSeq and is a predicted model, not a curated record. The coding region runs from base 6 to 1124 and encodes 372 amino acids.
CAGAGAUGAUUGCAUUCUGCUCCUGCACCCACUCUCCCAGGAGGCCGACAUGGGGCUGGGUCCCUUUGCGGUCAUGCGGAGUCGCUCGCUCGUGGUACAGUACAGCCAGUCAGUUGUUCUUCGACAGCACGGUGAUCCUGGCGAGCAAAGGGAAGCCGGAACACAAUCCAUGGAGUUUCCUUUUGCCUCUCGCGCCCGCAGUGUGGGCUGCGCUGUUCGUGGCUGUUACCUGUACGUGUUCGGCUUUGCUGAUCUUGGGCGUGUGGGACUUCGUGUCUGGGCGGUUGAAUAGGGCAAUGGAUGUUCUCUUUUUACAUGUACGGACGCUCCUGCAGCAGGGGUUGGGCUGUGACCUGCCCGGAUCAUCUGGGCGAUGGGUGGUCGGAGGGUGGCUGCUCGUCGCCAUGGUAACCACCUGGAGCUACACGGGAAACCUGAUGUCUCUGCUGACCGUAAGGCACGUGUCGUUGCCUUUCCAGACGGGCCAGGACAUCGUUAAUGAUCCACAUAUCAACGUCAUCAUGGAACAGGCGUCUGCUUAUACCGAUAUCAUGGAGAAUACGAAGGAAGGGAUCCUGGCUGAUCUACACGCCCUGCUCAAGGUGGGCCGCAUGCACCACGAGCCGCUGAAUACGAUGGCACACUUCCUUGGCACUUUGGUGAGGGAUGGCACUCACGUUCUCUUCAUUGAUGAAUCUACAAGUCGUAAACUACCGGCUGAUAUCUUCUCCAAGACAGGUCGUUGUGACUUCUACAAAGUCCGUGAGACCUUUAUGCCCUUCUUUUAUGCAAUGAUAGGAAGGAAGAACUCUCCGCUCAUCCCAGCCAUUGAUGCCAGGAUUCAACAGCUGCUGGCAUCAGGAUUGUACGACAAGUGGGUCCUCAACGCUAUUCCCAACGCCACUGCGUGUGUGUACCUUCCUUCCAGCUUCACAGUCAAAGAACCGCUUACUGUGGAAACCACCUGGGGCAUGUUCGUAGUGUUGGUGUGUGGCCUGAGUCUUGCUCUAAUUUGCUUCGUGGCCGAGGUUAUCCACCACCGUCUCAGUAGGGAGGUAGAGACAUUGGGAGCUCAAGUUUCAAGAAAUGCAUUCAAGAAGAAGAAAGAAAUCGCCCAGAAAUAA